This is a messenger RNA of Cynocephalus volans (Philippine flying lemur), 2074 nucleotides long. RefSeq names its product decaprenyl diphosphate synthase subunit 2 (gene PDSS2). The transcript has 8 exons. Lineage: Eukaryota; Metazoa; Chordata; Mammalia; Dermoptera; Cynocephalidae. Gene Ontology annotation, molecular function: prenyltransferase activity. Gene Ontology annotation, biological process: ubiquinone biosynthetic process; isoprenoid biosynthetic process. The coding region runs from base 245 to 1447 and encodes 400 amino acids. Gene Ontology annotation, cellular component: mitochondrion; transferase complex. The record is from RefSeq and is a predicted model, not a curated record.
GGGAGAGACUGUGGCUUCUACCCCAGGUGGCCGGGGGCAGUGCUUAGCUGAGGCUUCCGUUGUCCAGCUCGGGCUGGAGAAAGCAGCAGUUCCUUUCUGGUCACGGCUCCAGGAAGCCACCCUCCUAUGAGGGUCAGGAAUCGCCAGUUCCUUAUAGUCCCUGCAAGUUCCUCCUCUGCCCCCGGUUUAUUCCCCGCUCGACCUCCGGACACCCCCAGGUCCCUGACCCUCCCAGACUCAAACCAUGAGCCUUCCACAGCUGCUGUUGCGCUUGCCCCGUUACCUCGGGGCCUCGGGUCUUCCGCGUCUCCUGUGGUGGUCCCCGUCCUUCGACACCAUCUCUUCGGUGGGAUCCUGGCGUGGCCAGUCUUCCAGGUCCCCGGCCCACUGGAACCAGGUGGUGUCAGAGGCGGAGAAGAUCGUGGGCUAUCCCACGUCCUUCAUGAGCCUCCGUUGCCUGCUGAGCGACGAGCUUAGCAACAUUGCUAUGCAGGUGCGGAAGCUGGUGGGGACUCAGCACCCUCUGCUUACCACAGCCAGAGGUCUUGUACAUGACAGCCGGAAUAACCUCCAGUUGAGGGGCUUGGUGGUGCUCCUUAUUUCUAAAGCAGCUGGGCCCAGCAGUGUGAAUACCUCACGACAGAACUAUGACAUGGUCAGUGGGAUCUACUCAUGUCAAAGAAGUUUGGCGGAGAUUACAGAACUUAUCCAUACUGCUCUCCUUGUACAUCGUGGGAUAGUAAAUUUAAAUGAAUUACAAUCUUCUGAUGGGCCACUGAAAGACAUGCAGUUUGGAAAUAAAAUAGCUAUCCUGAGUGGAGACUUUCUUCUAGCAAAUGCCUGCAAUGGACUAGCUCUGCUACAGAACACCAAGGUUGUGGAACUUUUAGCAAGUGCUCUUAUGGACUUGGUACAAGGAGUAUACCAUGAAAAUUCUAAUUCAUCAAAGGAAAACUAUAUCACAGAUGAUAUUGGAAUAUCAACUUGGAAGGAGCAGGCUUUUCUCUCCCAUGGUGCCUUACUAGCAAAGAGCUGCCAAGCUGCAAUGGAAUUAGCAAAGCACGAUGCUGAGGUUCAGGAUAUGGCAUUUCAGUAUGGGAAGCACAUGGCCAUGAGUCAUAAGAUAAAUUCGGACCUCCAGCCUUUUAUCAAAGAAAAGACCGGUGACUCCAUGACUUUUAAUCUAAACUCAGCUCCUGUAGUCUUACAUCAGGAGUUUCUCGGAAGAGAUUUGUGGAUUAAGCAGAUUGGAGAGGCUCAAGGAAAAGGAAGAUUAGACUAUGCUAAGUUGCGAGAAACAAUCAAAGCUGGCAAAGGUGUGACUUCAGCUAUUGACCUGUGUCGUUACCAUGGAAACAAGGCCCUGGAGGCCCUGGAGAGCUUUCCGCCCUCAGAGGCCAGAUCUGCUUUAGAAAACAUUGUGUUUGCGGUAACCAGAUUUUCAUGACACCAAAUUAAAAAGACACUAUUGUUCACCGGCUGAAAAACCUAGGGAAUGAGGGGAUCGAGAGAGUCUUCAUGAUGAAAUAUCUAAAUGUGUAAUGACUUUAAAAGCAUAUACAUUUUUUUCCUUCUUUUUAUCACAUUGCUAAAUGAAUACUAUCUUCUUUUUGGAACUGCUACAAACAAAAUUAGAAGAAAAAAAGGUCAAGCAGUUUUCACUUGUCAUGCCAGAAGCACACUUGAGGCUGCAGUAGCAGAAAUAAUUAAUGAGAUUUGCUCCUGUGACCUCAGCAAAUGGACAGGAAAUAAGUCCUUAUUGAUUGGACCGAGCCGGGGAUGGCGCCAGGGCGGUGGCCUGUGGUUUUCCUUCUAGAGAGGACAGAGCAAGCUGGAAGCUGCAGGUGUCAAGAGGAACACCAUCAAUACCUGCCAGGGAGGACUGUCAAAUCAAAAACCAGUGACCAAUUUGUUGUAAUGGAGAAUAAUUCAAAGAAUUAAGAAAAAUAUGCUUUAUUUGUCACCUUGUAAUUAUGUCUCUGUAUUUAUAGAUACAAUAUGAAUAUACUUUGUGCUUCACAGUUUUUGUAACUUUUUUUUUAGAGAAAUUGCUGAAAAGUUGCCAAAUAUUUGA